AUGGCAGCAGCAAAAAAACACAUCCUCGUCCUUGGCGCCGGUAUAUCAGGCCUGCAAACAUCUCUUUCCCUCCUCCGGCGGGGCUACCGUGUGACUAUAAUUGCAAGUCAUACACCUGGUGAUUUCUCACCGUCGUACACAUCUCCAUGGGCCGGAGGGCACUGGCGCUCUCAUGCCGGGACAUCUCCUUCUGAUAGCGCACUUCGGUCUUAUGAUUCAGGAACCUAUAAAGCAUGGACACAGAUGCUCAACGCCGCAUACACAACUCGCGAUGCCAAGGGGAGGGCCGAAAGUGCGGUAAUGGGGAUUAGGUAUAAGAGUAUCUGCUUCAACCCGCCGAAAUACCUCGAUUACCUCUUCAAAAAGGUACAGGAGUUGGGAGUAAAAGUCAUCAAGAUAUCUGUGGACACUGCUUCGGGACUUUCUGGUGUGGUGAGAUCUGUUAAAGUUGUGCUUGGAAAAAAUGGGUUGGAUGAGGUGUUCGCGAUGGUGAACUGCACUGGUCUUGCAGCACGGCAUUUUCUAGAAAAUGAUGAAGCAAAGUCAUUGUUUCCAAUCAGGGGACAGACUAUCUUAGUGAAAGGAGAGGCAGAAAUGACGAGGACACUCGUUGGGAUUCCUGACGCUCCUGAAUCAGAAAUGUUGUACGUGGUUCCACGUCCCGGCACAGGAACCACCAUCUUAGGUGGGUGCAAACAAGUUGGAAACUGGAGUGAGGAAGUCGACAAGGAGCUCAAUGAGAGGAUCGUCGCGAGAAUGAAGAGAUUUGGUUUGUGUGAUGAGCUAAGAGGACAAGGUGGGGAUUUUGAGGUUUUGAGUUAUCAGGUUGGCUUCCGACCGGGAAGGACAGGGGGGCCUAGAGUUGAGGUCGAAGACAAGGGGAAGAUUGAUGGCAUUUGGGUGGUGCAUAAUUAUGGACAUUCAGGGGCUGGAUAUCAGAACAGCAUCGGUUGUGCAGAAGAAGUGCUACGGCUUCUCGAGCCACUCAGUAUAAAUUGAUGCGAAAGAUUCCUGGAUUCGGACAACCUCUAGACUGGAGACGACAUGUGGAUCAAGAUAGCAAGUAGUUUUCAAGACCGAUUUAAAGCCCAUUCCCUUCAAGCACC
This is a messenger RNA of Hyaloscypha bicolor E, 1106 nucleotides long. Its product is annotated as FAD dependent oxidoreductase. Bases 1 to 999 code for a protein of 332 amino acids. The transcript is spliced from 2 exons. Gene Ontology annotation, molecular function: D-amino-acid oxidase activity; FAD binding. NCBI's taxonomy places the organism in Eukaryota, Fungi, Ascomycota, Leotiomycetes, Helotiales, Hyaloscyphaceae. The record is from RefSeq and is a predicted model, not a curated record.